UCAAAACAAAAUGAGCCAAACUGAUAGCAUUUGGACAAAGCUUCCUCUGAAGUCUUCACCAGAGAAGUACUAUGGCUUCUUCAGGAACCAUAUGGGGGAUAUGGUCAAUCUGUUACCUCAGUAUUUCAGCAGCAUUCAGCUUGUGGAAGGUGCAAAUUUCUCUCCUGACUGCAUUAUACAGUUCAAAUACAGCCUCGGAGGUGGAUCAUUAUCAGCAAAAGUAAAGAUCAAAGCUGUGGAUGAUGCGAAGAAAUUGUUGGCUUAUAAUGUUAUUGAAGGAGAUGUUCUAAAGCAUUACAAAGUGUUUGAAGUAAGAAUGGAAGUUGUUAAUGGAGGGACAAGCAAAGGAGGAGGUGGGAGCUUUGCAAAAUGGAGCGUUGUGUUUGAAAAGGCAAAUGAAAACGUGGCAGCACCAGAAGACUACCUGGAAUGGUUUGUCAAGAUUUCCAAAGGCGUUGAUGCUUACUUUUACAAGAACUAAAACCCUAAAACAAUCAAGUGAGCUAAGCUCUUAGGCUGUGUGUCAACUUGUUUUGUUCUUAAAUAAAGAGUAUGCACUGAUGCAUAUCAUGUUAAACGGA
Molecule: messenger RNA, 581 nt
Organism: Cucurbita pepo subsp. pepo (vegetable marrow)
Lineage: Eukaryota; Viridiplantae; Streptophyta; Magnoliopsida; Cucurbitales; Cucurbitaceae
Product: MLP-like protein 34
Biological process (GO): defense response
Source: RefSeq, a predicted model, not a curated record